Messenger RNA from Spirodela intermedia, 1296 nucleotides. Lineage: Eukaryota; Viridiplantae; Streptophyta; Magnoliopsida; Alismatales; Araceae. The record is from the annotation of a GenBank genome assembly.
AUGGAAAGGUUGCAGAUACCUUACCACCACCGCCGCCAUGACUUCACCGCCACCGAAGCCAAGAGCCACCAACCCAACCAACCCCACCACCACCACCACCCCUCCUUCUCCUCCUGUCUCCUCGACGCCAUCGACCAAUCUAUCGAUAAGGGCGGCGGAGGAGGAGGAGGAGGAGGAGGAAGAUGCGCGGCCGACGGCGCGGGUUCCGGCGGAGCGGCGUCGGCGCGGCUCCGCUGCUCCAGUCGCGUCCCCGCCGACGAGAAGAAGCGCGUCGACCAAAGAAGCUACCCCCGCCAUGCCGCCCACGGCCGCGGCGCGGAAGACCGGCGCUUCGCGGGGCGGGUCUCCGAGAAGGUGGCGCCGCCGCCGCGCCACCGGGGAGCCACCGCGGAGUACGAGCAGCGGCAGCCACACCGCAGCCGGGCGCGGGAGAGAGACCGCUUCUGCGGUAAUUCGACGUCUAGCUCGUCUGAGUCGAGCUAUGGCGGUUUCUCCUCCUCAGAGGCCGAGUCUGUCGUCCGCUCUACACGUCACCUGCCGAAGCCCAUUCGCACCGGCGGCACGCCGGAAAGAAAGGCGGAGCAGAAGAUGAAGGGCUCUAUCCGGAGCAGGUUCCGUGCGUCCAAGGUCAACGGGGAGACUAGGAAUGGGAGGACUCCCGUGUCCCCAGGCGCCCGCCUUGCUGGCUUCCUCAACUCCCUCUUUUCCACGGCCACCCACCCCAAGAAGGCGAAGAUCAUCUCCACGGCUUCCAACUCCGCCGUCCGCAGCGUCAUCAGAGGAGGAGACGAGUCUGGUUGCUCCUCUGCGUCGUCCUUCUCGCGGUCCUACCUCAGUAAACCGGCGUCGAGCGGCGGCGGCGCCGCCGCCGCUGCCAAGAGAUCGGUCAGGUUCAUCGUCGAAGAGGACUACCUCCCCGUUUGCCACGAGCCGCACUAUCUACCGCAUCUAACGGCCAUCAGGGUGAGGGAGGAACCCCCUCUACCGCCGCCGCUGUCUUCUAAUCUAGUGGCCACCGCCGUUGCGGAGGAGAGGAAGCGCGUGGCAGAGAAGGCGAGGAAACUCAUCACCGCCUACGAGGAGAAGGAGAGGAGCAGCGCUAACGCCUUAGCCGACGAGGAGGAGGAAGAUGAAGACGACGACGCUGCGAGCUACUGCAGCUCCGACCUCUUCGAACUGAAGGAUUUGUCGGCGAUCGGCGGCGGCGGCGGCGGCGGCGACGACGACGAACUGCCGGUGUACGAAACAACGCACUUCUCCGUCAAUCACGCCGUUUCCCGGGGCAUCAUCGUGUAA